AUGGGUUUCGCGAUCGAUGGCGAAGUGAGCAGCCCGUGGGUGCAAGGGUCUGGCGAAGGACUGGAGGGAUGGGCUGGCGGGGAAGUGAGCCGGUUGCGCGAGGAGCUAGAGGCGGAGAGGCGGAGGCUGGCGGGCGAGCGGGACGAGGCGCUGGCUGGGCUGGCAGAGGAGCGGCGGCGGAGCGAGGCGUGGAUGGGCAGGGCGCGGGACGCGGAGGCGGAGCGCGCUGCCGCGGACGCCAAGCUGGACGAAUGGACCCAUGCUCUCCAACGGUCGAGUGCAGUGCAGAGCGGUGAUGAACCCGAGAGUGGCUCAAACGAGGCGUCGGCAGCAGCAGCGGGGAAGCUGGCGGGGGGGGGUGAGGACAUGGUGAGGGUGCUGGAGGACGUGGUGGCUCACAAGACGCGCAUGGUCGCCCGCGAGCGAGGCAAGCGCGAGGAGGCGGUGUGCCGGCGGGAGGAGGCGGAAGGCAAGCUCGCCGCCGCUGACAAGGAGCUGAGGGCGCUGCGGCGACAGAUGGACUCCCUGCGAUCUGGUUACCAGCAGGUGGCGAAACGGAAAGACGAGCUCGAGGCGCGGGUGGGGAGCCUGGAGGAGGAGGUGGAGCGGGUGAGCGCGGAGGAGCGGGAGGCGAAGGAGGUGGUGGAGGGCGCGAUGCAGAUGUGGCACGAUGCCAGUGACGGCAAGCAGCUGGCGCACGCGCAGGCGGCGGAGCUGCAGGAGCAGGUGGAGCGGCUGCAGGGCGCGCUGGCCGUGGAGGCGGAGAAGGUGAGGCAGGCGCGGCAGGAGGCGGUCAUGCAGGCAGAGGCGAGCAAGCAGGCGUUGGCUCGCGUGAGGGAGGUGCAUUCGGGGGAGGGCGUACCUGAGGCGAAGUGGCUGGUGGAGCUGAAGGUGGAGGUGGAGCAGCGGCGCGUGGAGGUGCAGCAGGCGCAGCAGCAGGCGGCGUGGGAGCGGGAGAGGGCGGAGGCGGCAGAGAGGGCGAUGGAGGAAGAGCGGCAGCAGUGGGUGCGGCGGGAGAGGCGGCUGGAGGAGGACGUGAUGAACCAACAGCUGCAGAUCGAGUUCCUCGAGGGGCUGCAGGGGGGCGCGGGGGCAGCAGGCAGCCUGGCGGAUGGGUCUGGUGGCGGGGCGAGCCUGGAGAAGCGCGUGUGGGAGCUGGAGGCGGAGGUGAGGGAGCGCAGCAAGGAGGUGACGUCACUGCAGGAGUCGCUGGUGGAGGUGGAGCGGGAGAAGGCGCAGGUGGUGGAGCGCCAGCACUCCCUGCUCGCCGCCCUUGCGGGGGGUGACAGCGGGGCCGUGCUGACCCAGCUGCACACGGACGCCCUGCAGCUGUCCGUGCGGGAGGCGCAGAGGCGCGCGGAGGCGCAGGUGGAGGCGGAGAGGGCGGAGAAGGAGGCGCUAAGGCGCGAGGUGAGCCGCCUGCUGCUGCUGGGCAGCGAUGCUGGCAGUGUUGUGGGCGCGGACGGCCAUGCGGGGCGAGUGGGGGGAGAGAAUGCUGGGGCAGGCGUGGGGAAGGAAGGCAGUGAUGAGGGGAGUGAGGAGCGGGUGAGGCAGGCAAGGGAGGAGGCGGGCAUGUGGCACAGCAAGGUGGCGGAGCUGGAGCGCGAGAUGGAGCAGCGCGACGCUGAGAUCAGCGGGCUCAGGGGCGCCCUGGACGACAGCAGCAAGGACGUGGCCGUGGCGGAGCGGGCAGCCGCGGGCAAGGAGAGAGAGGUGCAGCGGCUGACAGCAGAGGUGCGGGAGAAGGGGCGCGAGGUAUGGGACCUGAUCCACGAGUCGGAGCUCAAGGCGCGGCAGAUGGAUGCUGUGGAGCGAGAAGCAAGCCGACGGGCGGGCGAGCUGGAGGACGCGCAGGGCGACCUGGCGAUGAUGGAGAGGGAGGCGGAGCUGCUGCGCGGAAUGGUGAAGGAGCGCGGGGACGCAAUCGACGCCGUGAAGGCGCAGCUGGCGGAGCGGGACGGCGAGCUGGCGAGGCUGGGCGCAGAGGCACAGGCGAUGCGGGCGGACGCGGAGGAGACGGUGCGGCGGCUGAAGGAGGAGCUGGAGGAGGCGCGAGAGCAGGUGGGGCGGGGCGAGGUGCAGCUGCUGGAAGAGGAGGGGCAGCGGAUUCUGGAGUUUGAGGAGCUGCAGGUGGAGCACACGAUGGUGGUGCGGCAGCUGCGAGAGGUGCAGCGCGAGGUGGAGGAGAAAGAGGCGGUGCUGCGAGGCAAGGAGGAGGAGGUGCGGGCGAGGGAGCAGGCGGAGCAGCAGAAGGAGCAGGAGCUGCUGGAAGCGCUGGUGGAGGCGGAGGAGCUCAAGAAACGCGUGGCGGAGGAGGUGGGUGGCGCCGUGCUGGCGCGGGAGAGGGCGGAGGCGGAGGUUGUGAGGGCGCGAGGCGAGAUUGGGGUGAUUCAGGAGGAGCUGGAGAGCACGAGAGAGGCUCUGAGGUGCCGAGAGAGCGAGAUGGAGGAGAGGGAGAGGGAGGUGGAGGAGGAGAGGCGAGUGAGGGAGGCGGUGGAGAGGGAGAGAGUGGCUCUAGAGCAGGAGGUGCGGGUGGUGAGGGCAAGGGCGGAGGAGGUGGAGGAGGCGCAGAGACGAGUGAGUGAGGAGAAGGGGAGGGUGGAGCAUGCGAGGGAGGUGGCUGAGAGGGAGAGGAGGAGGGUGGAGGAGGAGAAGAAAGCUGUGGAGAGGGCGAGAGGUGAGGAGGAGGAGGCCAGGAGGAGGGCUGAGAGUGCAGUGCAGGAGCUGCAGGAGGCGAAGGAGAAGGUGGAAGGGGAGAGGAGAAGGGUAGAUGAGGAGAGGGCGGCUUUGGAGGUGCGGCUGCAGGGGCUUCAAGGGCAGGUGGAGCAGCUGAGCGGGCAGGUGGAAGAACUGUCCGGGCAGGUGAAGGAACGAGAGGCGGAGGUGGCAGAGAAGGUGAGGAUGGUGGAGGCGGCAGAGGCGAGGAGAGGCAAGGUGGAGCAACGCGUGGGUGAAUUGAAAGCUGAGCUGGCUGCACUGGGAGGGUCGCUGAAAGAGAGAGACGCGGAGGUGGAGGCGAAGGAGAGAGUGCUGGCGGCAGCAGAGGAGGAGAAGAGCAGAGCGCAGCAGCAGGUGCAGGAGCAGCGGGAUCAGCGGGAGGCGGUGGAGACGCAGCAGGCACAGCUGGAGGGGCUAUUGGCAGGGCUGCGGGCGAGCUGCCGCGCGCUGGAGGAGGGAGGCGCGAUGGAGAAGGAGAGGCGCGAGCAGGCGGAGGAGGAGCUUGAGGCGGAGAGGCAGGCGCGGCAUCUGGAGGGUUACUGA
This is a messenger RNA of Closterium sp. Naga37s-1, 3261 nucleotides long. The record is from the annotation of a GenBank genome assembly. NCBI's taxonomy places the organism in Eukaryota, Viridiplantae, Streptophyta, Zygnematophyceae, Desmidiales, Closteriaceae.